ACGAGAGAGGAGGGUUAUGUGUGAGCUCAUGUGAGUGUAUGAACAAGGGAUGAUAAACCCUCUGGAAAAGGACGGCUGAUUAGUGAGAAUAGCUCAAAAAUGGAACCACGGCAAGAUGGCAAGAAAAGGACAUGAACCAUUGCUUUGGAUUUUAUAGGAAAACAGAGCUUGGUAGGUUUUUGAGGACUGAGAAGAACAUCUUUUUGUCACUAAGUUUAAAUAGAGAGGGGAACUAGAGACCAUCUGAGGAUCAGAUUCGCCCUCCAGAGCUUAAUUCCUCGCUUGGUUUUAAAAACGGGGACAAAGGUUAAAGGAAAUGUUGGCAGAGGAGUGAAGAAACGAAGAUGGUAUUUUAUCUGAGCGGCUGAGCCCCUUUUACCUCAGGUGAAACCUCAGCUCUCUGCCCACUACUACAGAUCAGCAAGGUUACUUCCCGAGGGGUGGCUGCGCUGACUAAACUACAGCCAUGCUGUGUGGUCUGAGGAGGGACACCAAAAACAGCAUUGAUGAAGGACCAUACUCAAAGGGGAGCAAGGAGUCCGGGGCAGCUGACCAAUCCCAUUCGUCCUGCAGGCGCAGCUUCUCAGCAGAGGAGUACAGAGGAGUGACCACGGUGGACCUGAUGAAAAGGGAAGGCAGCAGCCUUGGCCUCACCAUCUCCGGAGGCUCCGAUAAGGACGGCAAGCCCAGAGUGUCAAACCUACGGCCAGGUGGGCUAGCUGCCAGGAGUGACCAGCUGAAUGUAGGCGACUACAUCAAGUCAGUGAAUGGCAUCAACCUGUCAAAGCUUCGCCACGAUGAGAUCAUCAGCCUGCUGAAGAACAUCGGGGAGCGAGUUGUGCUGGAGGUGGAGUACGAGCUGCCUCCAUUCGUCCAGAACCCCACAGGAGUCUUAACCAAAACCAUAGAGGUGUGUUUACACAAGGAGGGAAACAGCUUCGGGUUCGUCAUGAGAGGAGGCUUCCACGAGGACUGGCGCAGGUCUCGUCCUCUGGUGGUUACAUACGUCAGGCCUGGAGGUCCUGCUGACAGAGAGGGCACUUUGAAGGCCGGAGACCGAGUAUUGAGCGUCGACGGGAUGCCUUUAAACAGAGAGAAGCACGCCGACGCUUUGACCAUGCUGAUGCAGAGCGGCCAGGAAGCUCUGUUCCUGAUUGAGUAUGACGUCUCUGUCAUGGAGGCAGUGCAGCAAGCCUCGGGCCCUCUGCUGGUGGAGAUAGUGAAAGGUCCAUCCACCAGCCUCGGGAUCAGCCUCACCACAACAAUAUACAGGAGCAAACAAGUUAUUAUUAUUGACAAGAUAAAGCCAGCCAGCGUGGUGGAAAGGUGUGGAGCGCUGCACGCAGGUGACAUCCUUCUGUCUAUAGACGGGACCAGCACAGAGCACUGCUCUCUGAUGGAGGCCACGCAGCUACUUGCCAGCACUUCUGAUGUUGUUAAACUGGAGAUUCUCCCUGCCAGUCAGAGCAGACUCCCCGUCAGGCUGCAAGAUGCAGUAAAAGUGCAGAAGAGCAACCAUCAUCACUGGGACCAAAGCAGCAACUACUGCCAUCCCCCACAUGCCAGCCACAGCAAGACAUGGAGCAGCCCAAGCCACCCACACAACCAGCAGGACCACUGCAAAUCUCUGGUGAGUGGUGGCUUCUCCCCUUCCUCCACAGCCACUUCAGGCUUCAGCAGCCAGGGGAGCAACACGCUGCCCUGCCCCAUCCCUCCGAUCGCACCCACCAGCCCCCGCAGCUCCACGGGCAAGAGGAGGAACAGGAAGAAGGACCACAAAAGCUCAUUAUCUCUGGCGUCCAGCUCUGUUGGCCCAGGGGGGCAGGUUUUUCAUGUGGAAACAAGCGAGGUCAUCCUGAGGGGGGAUCCGCUCACAGGUUUUGGGAUCCAGCUGCAGGGGGGUGUCUUUGCCACAGAAACCCUGUCCGCUCCCCCAGUCAUCCGCUUUAUUGAGCCCGACAGCCCAGCUGAGAGGUGUGGGCUGCUGCAGGUCGGAGACAGACUGUUGUCCAUUAAUGGGAUCCCAACUGAAGACGGCACUUUGGAGGAAGCCCAUCAGCUGCUCAGAGACUCCGCUCUGGCCAAUAAAGUCACAGUGGAGAUUGAGUUUGAUGUCGCAGAGUCAGUGGUUCCCAGCAGCGGCACCUUCCACGUUAAACUACCAAAGAGGAGAGGAGUGGAGCUGGGCAUCACCAUCAGUGCAAGUAAGAAACCUGGCAAGCCCCUCAUCAUCUCUGACAUCAGAAAAGGAAGCAUAGCACACAGAACAGGCACUCUGGAGCCAGGAGACCGGCUGCUGGCCAUCGACAGUGUGCGUCUGGAGAACUGCACCAUGGAGGACGCCAUGCACGUCCUGCAGCAGGCUGAGGACAUGGUCAAACUCCGCAUCCAGAAAGAUGAGGACAACAUUGAUGAGUUGGAGAUGUCGGGCUCUAUAAUCUACACAGUUGAGCUGAAGAGAUAUAACGGACCACUGGGUAUCACGAUCUCUGGCACAGAGGAGCCCUUUGACCCCAUCGUCAUUUCUGGCCUCACCAAGAAGGGCCUGGCAGAGAGGACCGGGGCCAUCCAUAUAGGGGACCGAGUCCUGGCCAUCAACGGGGUCAGUCUGAAGGGAAAGCCACUGAGUGAGGCCAUCCACCUCCUGCAGAUGGCCGGGGAGUCCGUCACCCUCAAGAUCAAAAAACAAGCCGACCAGUCUGAUGGCCGGCGGCCUCCUGACAGAGUAGCUGGGUUUUUAAGUGACACAGAGGAUGACCUGACAGACUCCCAGAAGACCAGUAAACACUCAGAGGUCUACUCUGCCACUCUGCCCAGUAUAGACUCUGCUAUGAGCUCCUGGGAUAGCUCAGGGUUUGACGCGGGCUACAGUAGCCAAGCAACAUAUCUUCACAAAGCAUCCGAUAUACUGCUCAAUCCAAAUGAGUGGAGACGCACAAAACACAGGAGCCAAACCAGCUCCAGCUCUGCAGGCCUGAUCCACCACGCAACGUUGUACGAUGGGAGAUUCACUGAGGAUGAGUGGGACAAGAUACCAGGAUUCGUCAGCCCCCCUCGUUGCCAUGGCACCCUGAACCAGGAGGACAGCUUCUGGUCCCAGGCUUUGCAGGACCUCGAGACCUGCGGCCAGUCAGAGAUUCUCAGGGAGCUGGAGGCAUCCAUGACAGGUAGCGCUCUCAGUCUGUACCUAGAGGAGACCAAGACCAACGACGACUCAAUGUUCCAGUCUGAAAUUAGUCCCAUUAAGAGGGAGGGACUGCACAGCGACUCUAACAACAAGAGCAACUUGAACAUGUCGACUGGAGCCAGAGACGUACCAUCACGGGGCAGAGGGGACCCCUCUGAUAUUUUGUCCCCUACCCCUCUGGCACUGCACAAGGUGUCUAUGAGGAAAGACCUCGAGAGCCGUGACUUUGGUUUCAGUGUAUCCGACGGGCUCCUGGAGAAAGGGGUGUAUGUCAACAUGAUCCGCCCCGAUGGCCCCGCUGACCGGGCAGGGUUAAAACCUUUCGACCGCAUUCUUCAGGUGAACCGUGUCAGGACCAGGGAUUUGGACUGUUGUCUAACUGUGCCCCUAAUUAUAGAGGCAGGAGACAGCCUGGACUUGGUCAUUAGCAGGAAUCCACUGGCAGCCGCAGACACCGGGCUGCCCGACGACUGUGACGACCCCUCAAACUCACUGUUCUGCUUUCCCGAGCACAGGACCAACAGCAUCGCCCUGUGACCACAAAGACAGACGCUGGCUUUUUAAAACAGUGGGACCACACAAACACACACACACAGACACACACACACACACACAAUGUCGCACACGUUUUUUCACGUGGUACUACUCAGACAGACCUUCACACUCAAAUCUCUCUCUCACCGCCUGAAAGCAUCACUCACUCACAAAGUUAGAAACGCAUGUGUUCAUUGCUGACGGUUUUAGUCACAGCAUUCACAUGAUGCAGUUUUCAGAGGAGGCUCUGGCUUCAGGGCAGCAGCGCCCCCCCCCCCCCCCCCCCCCCCCCCCCCCCCCCCCCCCUUCCCUCUCCAGAGGCAAAGCCACAUGCAGGGUUAUAUAACAGGGGGAGUCAUAGCUUCUGACGGAGCCAGGAUGUCAACACACACGCCUCAGCUCUGGACAGGGUCAAAUGCUGCAAACACACGCACACAUGCACUGCAUAAAUCCACUAUCUUUGCUUUAAUGAGCUUCACGUUUCCAUUCAAAGAACAUUUUACACAAUCUUUCUUUUUGAUGCACACAAAAGACACACAAUUCUUUUACAUAAAACACAUUGACAUGCGGGAUGUUAGUGGACUCAAGGUCCAAGGCACAUUGUGCUUAUUGAGUUAUUUUAGCCACGACUUGGCUCACUGCCCUCGUUUCCAGUCUCUCCUCCACACUGCCCGCCCUAGAGAAGGGACAGUGCCUCCAAAUAGACCGAAUGCUCUUUCCAAGUAUCAUUAGCUGCAUUUUAAAGCCCCUUACAUCUAAAUACCAGGAAUGCUUGUGAAGACACUCUACCCUUUCUGUUUUAAAGUGGGUGUCCUGUAAUGGAUAAAAUAGUUUCUGAAUAGUGCCAGAGAGUGUUCAGAGAUAUAACGUUUUGUUUUUUUUUUUUUUUGUUCCCAACUUGAUGAGUCAGCCACAUGUGUACAAAGAUAUUUUCUGUUCCACAUUCUGCACACCUUUCUUUCUAACACUGCAUUUGCACGUAAUGCACGUUUUAUGAGUUAUCAGUUCAGAUUUCCCCCGUCACUUGUUUCACUAUGUAAAUCGGCGUGUCUCUCUGUGGCAUUGCACCAGAAUGACUUAUGGGUUGGUUUGUGGUCCGUCACUGAUGCUUCCUCAAGUGAAUUACAUCCUUUCCCCAAACAGGAGGAUGAAAUGCCUUUCAAUUUUCAGUGAUGAAUGAUUUUUUUGUCUUUACUCCACAUCUGACUGGACUGAUGUUCCUCUCUGCAGUAGCUGUUUAUCCUGCCGAUAUCUAAUAAGCAUGUUAAGCAUGCAUAGGGUUUGUCCUCAGAAAGUAGCUCUUCCUUAUAAUAAAACAGAACUGGAGUGACGUCUGUUCGCUCCGACAGGAUCUUUGUGAGUGCCCCCUUUUUUUAUCAUGACUUGUUUUUAUAAAGCUUUUAUGUGACAGAUCAGACCUGCUGAUCCAGCUGCCUCUCUGAAAAUAAGAAACAUGUUUUGUUUCAUGUGUCGGCUGAUGUGAAGAUGUUGUGAGAUAGUUACGCUGUCCCGUUUAGAGCAGACUGAUUGAUCCUUGGGGCGGUAACUUUUUCAAUCUGAUUUCAGACACACGUCUUAUAUUAAAUGUCAUGUUAUAUACAGAGGCCUAUUUUUAAGGUUUUAUAUUAAUUUAUUGUAUCUUUAUUUUGCUGUAUAAUGUAUCAUGGUAUGCAGUGCUUUAUUUUUAUUUACAGUACAUGCACAUACAGUAUAGUGUCUUCAUAUGAGCUGUGAUACUGAAUGUGGCUGCACAUUGUUUGGUUUAUUUCUCCUCCCUGAGUACGUCGGGAAUCGUCUCAAAGGAACUUGAAAGAUUUAUUGGAUAUGAUUUUAUUUUUGUUAUUUAAUUUAUUAUAAACUAAGAAAUGUAUUUCUUUUUAUGAGAAUAAAGUUCAUGAAUCCAUAGUUGA
This is a messenger RNA of Epinephelus lanceolatus (giant grouper), 5631 nucleotides long. RefSeq names its product glutamate receptor-interacting protein 2-like. Gene Ontology annotation, molecular function: protein binding. Gene Ontology annotation, biological process: neurotransmitter receptor transport, endosome to postsynaptic membrane. The record is from RefSeq and is a predicted model, not a curated record. Lineage: Eukaryota; Metazoa; Chordata; Actinopteri; Perciformes; Serranidae.